Molecule: messenger RNA, 246 nt
Organism: Ostertagia ostertagi
Lineage: Eukaryota; Metazoa; Nematoda; Chromadorea; Rhabditida; Trichostrongylidae
Source: the annotation of a GenBank genome assembly
AUGCCUGUACUGAAUGCGGCCGGUCAGCCGCUGCCAUUAUCAGCGCUCUCCGGGCUUUUCAAUGACGUUAUCAAACAAAGUCGCGAAAGACAACCGCAUGCUAUCGGCAUUGUUUCAUCGGAUAAGCGUGAUCGUUGGGCAGAGAUCUACGAGCAACUCGAAGGAAACCCUACGAACUCGUCACAUCUUUCAACAAUCGAAGAUGCAUUGUUUGUUGUAUGUCUCGAUCAAGGAGUCCGAACCUGA